Malania oleifera is the source of this 369-nucleotide messenger RNA. Its product is annotated as DNA polymerase II subunit B4-like. The coding region runs from base 1 to 369 and encodes 122 amino acids. The record is from RefSeq and is a predicted model, not a curated record. The transcript has 2 exons. Lineage: Eukaryota; Viridiplantae; Streptophyta; Magnoliopsida; Santalales; Ximeniaceae.
AUGGGAUAUGAUAAGGGACGUUCCGGAUGGUAUUUGAAAGCUGCAAGGACUACACAUGCACCACCUGCAUCUGCAAUAGCUUCAGCUUCAGCCUCAACCUCAGCCUCUGCUCCAGUAUCAACAGUUGCUCAAUCUUCUUCCACACAAGAUUUUGGCUCAUCUCCAAAAGCACCUUCUUGGUUCUUAUCCUUUCAACAUGAUUUCUCUAGUUUCUCUUCUAAAAGUGGAGAUGAUGAUGAUGCUGCUUCUGUAGAAAACGAAGGAAAUUCUGAAGAUGAAGGUGAUGAAGAAAAUACUGAAGAAGAAGGGACUCAAGAAGAAGGGGGAGAAGAGGAAGAGAAAGGAGAUGGUUCUCAAGAAGAAAACUAG